Molecule: messenger RNA, 1494 nt
Organism: Periophthalmus magnuspinnatus
Lineage: Eukaryota; Metazoa; Chordata; Actinopteri; Gobiiformes; Gobiidae
Product: protein eva-1 homolog C
Exons: 7
Coding region: 170-1276 (368 amino acids)
Molecular function (GO): carbohydrate binding
Source: RefSeq, a predicted model, not a curated record
AAGUUUACCAUUAUAAUCUUAAUAGCACUAGUCUUUCAGCAGUGGAUUUUAUGGCUAAAUGGGGGAGUUGUUUCUUGUAAACACAAUAGCACCAUUGACCCAUUGACUGUGUGUUCCAUGUGCAGUGGUUUUCACAGCAACACUGAGGUUUGUCAUAAAGGAGGUUAUCAUGACACUUCCAUAUCAGCUGUGGCCUAUCUUUAUUCUUCUUAUUUUGGAAAUACAAAUCACAUCUUCAGCCCCUGACUUCUCAAUUCACCUUCACUCUAUCCUGAAGAACCACACAGCCCAUGCCUGUGAAAAUGACAUCCUCACCAUUGUGUGUCCACCCAGAACUUCUGUAGUGGUUCUAUCUGCCUUCUAUGGACGCCGUGUUCUCGGCCCACCUCUUUGCCUUUCUACUAGCCCAAACAACAUGAUGGAGGAGGACACACAUUGUACAUCUGCAUUUGCUAUUGAGAAAGUUCGAUCAGAGUGUCAAGAUCGACAGUCGUGUCACAUCUCUGUUUUAAGCCUGUUUUUUGAGAAAGACCCGUGUCCACUCACCACCAAAUACCUCCAGGUUUCAUAUAAGUGCCAGCCACAGCACCACAGAACACGACUGGCGUGUGAAAAUGAACAUCUGCGGUUGCUUUGUAAAAACAGCACAGUUCUUGCCAUCUACUCAGCCACAUUUGGACACCUGCUACAUGGAAGUCCCAACUGCAGCAAAGAACCAGGAUCUUACACAGACAUGGAGUGUGUGUCUGCCACGGCUUUGAGGAAGGUGUCCCGCAGAUGCCAUGGCAAAGAGAGUUGCUCACUAGUGGCAGAUGUUAUGACCUUUGGAGACCCCUGUUUCCCAGGGACCAGGAAGCACCUGCGAGUGUCCUUCACUUGUGUUCCCCAAUAUCUUCUGACAGAUGUGGGAUUUGGCUCAACAAAUCCUUUCAUGAUCUCGGACUAUACCCAUGAUUUUCCCGAAAAAGUGGUAUUGUACUUUGUCUCUGGCAUCUGUGCUGGUCUGGUGUUUCUGCUUUGCCUCUUUGGUCUUCGCUCGAUGUCCACACUCGUCAAAGAUGUUAAAGAAAUGGUGUCUGGUUUGAAUGAUGAGCUAUCCCAAAGACAUUGUCAGAGCAUCAGGGAAGACCUCUUUGAAGAUGAACUCUCAGACACAUCAUCCUUCCGCUGCCUCACAAAGUCACACUGCUCUGACAUGCAUAGUUCUUCAAUGUUGACUUUACAGAUGGCAGAACAAGAGGUACAGCAAAGAGAACUGCCCAGAGACAACAGUUAGGCAGUUAGUAACACAAAGACUGCAGCUUAUAGGCCUAUUCACCUUCACUGUCAAUGUAUGCCCUAAAAAUAAUGUAAUAUACCAUUAACACCAUACCAGCUUGCCUUAUUUUUUCAUUUUAUCAAGCAAACCUUCAACAAAUGCACUAUGCUGUUGCAAUAUAACUGUGUGCGUGUGUGUGAUGUACAAACAAAACAAAAGAAAUAAAACAAUUUGUC